Molecule: messenger RNA, 2010 nt
Organism: Leptinotarsa decemlineata (Colorado potato beetle)
Lineage: Eukaryota; Metazoa; Arthropoda; Insecta; Coleoptera; Chrysomelidae
Product: bifunctional purine biosynthesis protein ATIC
Biological process (GO): 'de novo' IMP biosynthetic process
Cellular component (GO): cytosol
Molecular function (GO): IMP cyclohydrolase activity; phosphoribosylaminoimidazolecarboxamide formyltransferase activity
Source: RefSeq, a predicted model, not a curated record
CAGAAAACGCGUUAUAGGUUAUGUCGGUGGAAAAAGCCAAAACCACCGACUGACAUAACCUUAACUAAGUUUACAGUUUCUAAGGUUAAUUGUCUUUUACGAACGUGAAAUUUGGAGCAUCUAGUUUUUAGUGUCAAUCAAUAUAUUUAAACCGAGGUUGUAUCAUAAUAAAACAAUGGCAACAAGUGGUAAUAUAGCACUGCUCUCUGUAUCCAACAAAACCGGCUUAGUGGAACUAGCAAAGAACCUGAAUAGCUUGGGUUUCAAGUUGGUCGGUAGCGGGGGCACAGCAACACAGUUGAGACAGGCAGGGCUGUCAGUUAAAGAUGUUUCAGAAAUAUCAGGAGCCCCAGAAAUCCUGGGCGGUCGAGUGAAAACGUUACAUCCAGCCGUCCAUGGAGGAAUUUUAGCUAGAUUAAUUCCUUCAGACCAAGAAGACUUGAUGAAACAGAAAAUCGAGAUGGUAAGACUAGUAGUUUGUAACUUGUAUCCUUUUGUGGAGACUGUGUCGAAGGAGAAUGUUACAGUGGAUGAUGCGGUUGAAAAUAUUGAUAUUGGUGGGGUUACCCUAUUGAGAGCUGCUGCAAAAAACCAUUCAAGAGUAACUGUUAUAGUCGAUCCUUCAGACUAUGCCAGGGUUAUCAAUGAACUGAAAACCAAUCCAAGUGGUGAUACGAGUAUUGAAACCAGACAAACCCUGGCUUUGAAAGCAUUCACACACACCUCUGAGUAUGAUUCGGCUAUCUCUGAUUACUUUCGCAAGCAAUACUCUAGGAAUAUAUCUCAAAUUAGCCUAAGGUAUGGCAUGAAUCCCCAUCAGAAACCUGCACAAUUGUAUACUGAGUUAGAAAGACUACCCUUAACUGUUGUUAAUGGUUCUCCUGGAUACAUCAAUUUAUGUGACGCUUUGAAUGGGUGGCAGUUGGUGAAAGAGCUGAAAACUGCUCUUGGGCUACCUGCUGCCACUAGCUUCAAACAUGUUUCACCAGCAGGAGCAGCAGUUGGUAUUCCUCUGAACCCAGAGCAGGCGAAAUUGUGCAUGGUUGAUGAUCUUUUGGAAAUUCUUUCCCCACUUGGUAUAGCGUAUGCUAGAGCUCGAGGAGCAGACAGGAUGUCAUCGUUUGGAGACUUUAUUGCUCUGUCAGAUAUCUGUGACUACUCCACAGCUAAAAUCAUAUCCAGGGAAGUAUCAGAUGGAAUUAUCGCACCUGGAUAUUGCCCAGAAGCUCUGGAGUUACUCAAGAAAAAAAAGAAUGGAGGUUACUGCAUUCUUCAGAUUGAUCCUGACUACACUCCAAGUCCCAUCGAAAGAAAGAUGAUUUUUGGUUUAACUCUGGAACAACACAGAAAUAACGCAGUGAUUAACGAAUCUCUUUUCAGUAAUGUAGUAACUGAAAACAAAGAUCUCUCAGAGUCAGCUAUAAGAGAUCUAAUUGUGGCUACGAUAGCUCUAAAAUAUACCCAGAGCAAUUCAGUUUGCUAUGCUAAAGAUGGACAAGUUAUUGGCAUUGGGGCUGGCCAACAGUCUAGAAUACAUUGCACUCGUUUAGCUGGUGAAAAGGCAGACAACUGGUGGCUGAGGCAGCACCCUAGGGUCAUUGGUAUGAAGUUCAAAAAAGGAGUCAAGAGGGCAGAAAUUUCUAACGCUAUUGAUAAUUUUGUCAACGGUAAUGUUGGAAAAGAUAUGAGCAGAGUUGUUUUCGAAUCAAUGUUCGAGGAAGUACCUGUGGACUUGAACCAAGAGGAACGUGCAGCCUGGCAAACCCAACUUUCUGGAGUCGCUUUGGGAUCUGACGCUUUCUUCCCUUUCAGAGACAAUAUUGACAGAGCAAGGCAAAGCGGAGUUUUGUUCAUUGCCAGUCCUUCAGGAUCCACCAACGAUGAGGAGGUCAUCAAAGCUUGUAAUGAACAUAAAAUUUUUAUGGCACAUACUAAUUUGCGUCUCUUCCAUCAUUAAUAUUUUGUUUUCAAAACUGCCCCGUACUAAUUUUAUAUGUGAAUUUUGUCAAA